CAAUCUGUUCCUCGCUAACCCCACCCUUUAUUUAUAUGGUUGAAGGUUGAUUACUAAUCUGCAAGUCAACAAAACAACUUUCACCAAUUUUACAUAAUUCCUCAGCUGUUGUAACAAAUAACGUAAUUGAAAAGUUACAACACAAUAACUAAAAUGCAGUAUUCUAAAUUUAAAAAGAAGUGGAUUAAAAUAUUGGUUCGCCCACACUAUCUUAAUUAGUUAAAAACAUAGUGAAAAAACUGUUUGGCAAUGGCGACUCGACGAACUGUACUAUCAACUUCUGCAGAUCCUAUUUCGAAUUCUACUGAUCCAUUGCGUGAAUUGUUUGAGGCAUGUAAAACUGGUGAUAUUGCACGUGUUCGGAAAUUAAUCACUGCCCAAACGGUCAACGCUCGUGAUACGGCAGGAAGAAAAUCAACACCUCUACAUUUUGCGGCAGGAUAUGGUAGAAGAGAUGUCGUCGAAUUUCUCUUAUCCACUGGUGCUUCGAUUCAAGCCAGAGAUGAUGGUGGCCUCCAUCCACUUCAUAAUGCCUGCUCGUUCGGUCAUGCAGAUGUCGUGAGACUGCUGUUGGAAGCUGGUGCAAGUCCGAAUACUCGAGACAAUUGGAAUUAUACACCGUUACAUGAAGCAGCUAUCAAGGGAAAAGUUGACGUGUGCAUAGCUUUGUUGCAACAUGGAGCUGACCCCAACAUCCGUAACACAGAAGGUAAAACACCAUUAGAUGUAGCAGAUACUUCAACCAGAUGUGUUCUUACUGGAGAGUUUCGUAAAGACGAAUUAUUGGAAGCCGCUCGAUCCGGAUCAGAAGAUAGAUUACUGGUUCUACUGAACCCGUUGAACGUAAACUGCCAUGCCAGCGAUGGUCGGAGGUCGACACCGUUGCAUUUAGCUGCCGGUUACAACAGAAGUCGUAUAGUGCAGUUGUUACUUCAGCAUGGUGCCGAUGUGCAUGCUAAAGAUAAGGGAGGACUGGUUCCGUUACACAAUGCCUGCUCGUAUGGACACUUUGAAGUAACCGAAAUGCUUAUCAAACAUGGUGCCAACGUUAAUGCCAAUGACUUGUGGGCAUUUACUCCGCUUCAUGAAGCGGCUUCGAAAUCUCGCAUCGAAGUAUGCUCCCUUCUUCUCAGUGAAGGUGCGGACCCGACCUUGCUAAAUUGUCACUCAAAGUCCGCAAUAGACGUUGCACCGACCAGAGAAUUACAAGAGAGGAUUGCUUACGAAUACAAGGGUCACUGCCUUUUGGAAGCAUCUAGACAAUCUGACAUGACCAAAAUAAAAAAAUAUUUAGCGUCCGAUAUUGUUAACUUUAAGCACCCAUAUACGGGAGAUACCCCUUUGCAUGCGGUGGUCAGUUCUGUUUAUCCAAAACGAAAGCAAAUAAUUGAAUCUCUGAUUAGGAAAGGCGCGCAUUUAAAUGAAAAAAAUAAAGACUUUCUUACUCCACUUCAUAUAGCAGCUGAUACUUCGCAUUAUGAUAUUAUGGAUAUAUUGCUACGUCACGGCGCCAAGGUCAACGCCUUGGAUGGAUUGGGGCAGACUGCGUUGCAUAGAAGCGCCAGAGAUGAUAAUAUACAGGCUUGCAGGAUAUUGCUUUCCUACAAUGUGGAUUCUUCUAUAAUAUCUUUGCAAGGUUACACAGCAGCUCAAGUGGCUUCGGAGAAUGUUUUGAAAAUUUUACAAGAUCCUCUAACAAGGAGCGCUGAUAUUGAAUGUCAGUUACUAGAGGCAGCCAAGUCUGGGGAUGCGGAACAAGUGCAAAGGAUAUUAGGAUCUUAUCCUCACAUUGUUAAUUGUCGCGAUGUGGAUGGAAGACAUUCAACACCUUUGCAUUUUGCGUCUGGAUAUAACAGGGUUUCUGUGGUAGAAUAUUUGCUACAGUUAGGCGCAGACGUUCACGCCAAAGACAAAGGGGGUUUAGUUCCAUUGCAUAAUGCAUGUUCAUAUGGACAUUAUGAAGUUACCGAGCUCCUAGUCAAGCACGGUGCCAGCGUUAAUGUGGCGGACUUGUGGAAGUUUACACCUCUGCACGAAGCCGCCGCUAAAGGCAAAUACGAAAUUGUGAAAUUGCUAUUGAAGCACGGAGCGGAUCCUAGCAAGAAAAAUCGAGAUGGCGCAACACCUUUAGACCUAGUUAGGGAUGGAGAUCAGGACGUAGCCGAUAUGCUUAGAGGUAAUGCAGCACUUCUGGAUGCUGCUAAAAAGGGCAAUCUGUUACGUGUACAAAGGCUGGUUACAUCUGAAAAUAUCAAUUGCAGAGAUGCUCAAGGUCGUAACUCAACUCCACUGCAUUUAGCAGCUGGAUAUAACAAUGUAGAGGUGGCAGAAUUUCUCUUGGAUCACGGAGCGGACGUGAACGCACAAGAUAAAGGGGGCCUCAUACCCUUACAUAACGCUUCAAGUUACGGCCAUUUAGACAUAGCUGCCCUUUUGAUUAAAUUUAAUACUGUGGUUAACGCGACCGACAAAUGGGGUUUUACUCCGCUCCACGAAGCAGCACAAAAAGGACGCACUCAAUUGUGCGCAUUACUGCUGGCUCACGGAGCUGAUCCGUUCCUUAAGAAUCAAGAAGGGCAAGCUCCUGUUGAUCUCUCAUCUGCGGAUGACGUUCGAUGCCUUUUGCAGGAUGCCAUGGCCUCUCAACAAAUAGUUCCGACCACUGCCGCUAGUACCUCAUCGGCAAAUAAUUUGUCACAAACUUCUAGUCCAUCAAUAUUACCAAUUAAUACUGAAACUGUGAUAAUGCCAUCCGGUGCAUCAAUGACUCUUUCCGUACCUAUCGCAAACAGACUUAAUGCGACUAUUCCGCCAGAAGGUUGUUGCUCAGAUGCUAAUAAAACUGAAAACGAAAUUCAAGACAAUACCAACAGUAUUACGAGCAUUGCCACUUUCUUGGCCAGCUUAGCAUUGGAACAUCUCCUAGAAUUAUUUGAACGGGAACAGAUCACUUUAGACAUAUUAUCCGAAAUGGGCCACGAAGAUUUGAAACAAGUCGGAAUUUCUGCGUAUGGUUUCAGACAUAAAUUAAUUAAGGGUAUAGAGCGAUUAAUGGCAAGCUGUGGUAGUCAGUGGGCCACUGCUGCCAAUCCAGGAACCUUACUUGUGGACUUGCUGGGUGAUGACAAAGAAUUUGUAGCGGUAGAAGAGGAAAUGCAGAAUACUAUUCGCGAACAUAGGGAUAAUGGUCACGCAGGUGGGGUCUUUAGCAGAUAUAAUAUUGUGAGGAUUCAGAAAGUACAAAAUAGGAAAUUAUGGGAAAGAUACACCCACAGGCGGCAAGAAGUUGCAGAAGAAAAUAGUAAUCAAAGUAACGAGCGUAUGCUGUUUCAUGGGUCGCCUUUCAUUAACGCAAUUGUUCAGAAAGGUUUUGACGAACGGCAUGCUUAUAUUGGUGGUAUGUUUGGAGCUGGAAUAUAUUUUGCCGAACAUUCCUCCAAGAGUAAUCAGUAUGUUUAUGGUAUUGGUGGGGGAACUGGUUGUCCAAUGCAUAAAGACAGAUCAUGUUAUGUUUGCCAUAGGCAUUUACUUCUAUGUCGAGUAACACUUGGUAAGUCAUUUUUGCAAUUUAGUGCAAUGAAGAUGGCGCACGCUCCUCCUGGCCAUCAUUCAGUUAUGGGAAGGCCAUCUGCAGGCGGUCUCAACUUUCCAGAAUAUGUUGUUUAUCGAGGCGAACAAGCUUAUCCAGAAUACUUUAUAACUUAUCAAAUACUGAAACCUGAGGAUUGCUCAAAUGGAGCCGAAUCGGACGUUAGAUGAUUUCAUAACGAACAUUGGCUUAUGUUAAAUUCGAGACGCUCGUAUAGAGAACAUUUAUGUAAUGUAUUUUGUAACGCACUUAGAUGCCUUGUUCCUGCUCGGCCGAAAUGUGGAUGUCAGGGUUGACAAAAAUUUUUGUUUUACCCAUAUUAUACAUAAUAAGGGAUUUCUCUUUUAAAUAUUACGUCGUAUAUGUGGAAGUGCCUCUGCCUACAUAUUUUAUUUAAACUCUUCCCAAGUGUUCGCUACAUGUAUUUUUAUAAUAUGUAUAAUCCCUUAUUCUGUUCAUUAAUCAUUGUGAUAUCUUGUACCCUUUACAGUUGUAAGAUAAAGCUCAAGUAUUAACUUAAUUUAAUUAUCCUGUAGCGUGGUUUAAGGGUACUUUAACUUAUUUUUAAUUGUACAAGAUUGUUAAAUAAGUAAAUGUAAUAUGGAAUUAAAAUGACGCAUUAAAAUUUUUACUCAAA
Molecule: messenger RNA, 4226 nt
Organism: Photinus pyralis (common eastern firefly)
Lineage: Eukaryota; Metazoa; Arthropoda; Insecta; Coleoptera; Lampyridae
Product: poly [ADP-ribose] polymerase tankyrase
Exons: 11
Coding region: 250-3759 (1169 amino acids)
Molecular function (GO): NAD+ poly-ADP-ribosyltransferase activity; protein binding
Source: RefSeq, a predicted model, not a curated record